Vitrella brassicaformis is the source of this 2577-nucleotide messenger RNA. The record is from the annotation of a GenBank genome assembly. Lineage: Eukaryota; Vitrellaceae.
GGCACGGCGGGCGAUGGGGCGGCUCAGUGGUGCCGUGGAGGAGGCGAAGAAGGAGGGCAAGGAUGUGGUCAAGAAGGUGUCAGGUGUGCCGCGGAAGCAAGGACGUACGUAUAUGCAGCACACACAUGCCCGGGAGGGGGAGGGGGGAAUGGGUGCGCUGUGGAUGGAUGGAAUCUCUCCUGUGUGUAUCUGUUUCAGGCGCCCUUGGUGAAGGACGCGGGUGUUCGCCUCUUGGCGGGAGCUGGAGCAGCCAUUCAUCGAGUUCAUCGCAAACAUGGGCGGACGGCCUCAGUGAUCGGAGGCCAUUGAUACCAAGCACUGCUGCUGCUGAGGCCGCACCGGCCUCACGUCGUUGCACUGCUGUUGAGGCCGCACCGACCGUCCGUCGCACCCCUUUUUGGGUGCCUGCCCCUCCCCGCCCUCGGCUGCCACAGCGAAGAGAGGCCACGGAAGCACCGGCAGCCCAGCCGUCUGCCGAUGGUGCGCAGGUGCAGGCCAGAGCUGCAUCUGCAUGUGCGGCCCCCCUGACGCUCGAGGGAGCUGUGCUGCCCGUCGCUUCACCCACCAGGCGGCAUGAGCCUCCACCAACUAUUCCCGCUGUCGAGGAGGUCAAGGAGGUCAAGGAGCCCAAGGAGGCCAAGACGACUCCUGUGGCUGACGUGCAGCUCAUAGCGGACCUAUCCGUGAUCUCUGUAGAGGACGUAGAGGUGGCCUCUGUCAUGUCUGGGGAGCCACCGUCAGCUGACAACACUCUCAAGGAGUCGCCACCACCACCACCACCACUACCACCAGCAGACGAGGAGGAGGAGAAGAAGCCUGUCGUGAAGGCGCCCUCACUCACUCCCACGCCCCCAGCCGCCCAGGAGGCCACUGCGGCCGAGCCCAAGCCAGUGGUGCCGCCCGAGUUGCCAGAUCCGAAAGAACAGCAGCCAGCAGCGGUUGACGUUGCCGCCACUUCCUCUGCCGAGGAGAGCGGUGGCACCCAGGUGGCUAGACGAGGUAGGGACGGAGGGCAGAGGGAGAGAGCCAGCGGCUCGUCGCCGUCGACGAGCGCCGCGUCACCUGCCGACGGCGAUUCCAUCCCGUCGGAAGAGGAUGCAUCGCCGCAGCCAUCACCACAGCCAUCGCCAUCAAGCGGACCCCUCCUACCCCACCCCGCCACAUCGACCAUCGACCCCACCGUCGCCCCCUUCAGCAGCAAGGCCGUGCCGCUCGAGAUGCACUCCUUCGGCAGCAGCUACUACUUCAACAACCGCACCAUCAGCAUAGCUGCUGAGGUGCAGGGGAGGGAGUGCAUCGUCAAGUUUCGGGCACCCAGGGCACUGCUGAGGCAGAUGGGGGCACUAUGCGCUGAUCCGGCGGACCAGGAGGAGUUGAACGAGGCCGCACUGCGUGGCAUUGAGGACGAAGGGCAGCUUCUUCAUCGGCUGGAGGGGCAGCUCAAGGCGCCACCUCUCGUGUCUAAGGAGGGUUCUGGCCAGCAAGCCGCCCCUUCGUACUUGAGCUCCCUGCCCCUGAUGUGGCCAACAGGCGAGGCGCUAUGGGAGGCACCGGCACCGUGACGAUGAGGCUCAGCGGGCCGUACUACUCUGUUGAAGUCAUGAGUAAGUCGACACUCACACCAAACACGAGGCAAUGCCAAACCUCCAAAUAAUGUCGGUGUCUCUCUAUGUGAGUGUUUGGAGAGUUCGAGGGCCACGACGCACUCAACCUCACUCAGGUCACCCUGCUACGCGCCGCUGCCAGCCACCAGGUCGCCCACAGGCUCACUUCCCACACCGCUCUGAAGCCGUUUCAACAAGAUUUCGGCCAGCCGCUCAGCACCGGUCCCCUCAAGUCCGUCGCCGCCACGUCGCGCCACAUCAUUCACAAGGGCCUGGUCAAGGCACUUGACACCCUGCGGCACUUCGGGAGCCCCAAGAUCCUCCACCCCCUCCCAUCACACGCCCCAGAGGGCUACCCGAGGCCUGGCCCGUCUUCGCCCGAGCUAAGGGACUAUCACGAGGAGGGCAGCAUGGACGUGGGCCUGUGGACGAACCUGCCUUCCAUUCAUGGUGACCCCACACGGAGGCAACCUCUUGCUGGUGGGGAGCAAGGAGGCCGCCGAUGUGGUGCACAUCGACUAUGAGACGACGAGAGAGCUGCGGCGGCACCAAUUUCCCAUCUUCGACGAGGAGAUGUGCUCGCCGGUGCCAUUCGUCCCCAUCACAUGUGACCUCAAGGAGUCCGCCUGUCAGGAGACAGCAGCCACAGCCAGUACACGGAUAUCUACGGGGUGGUGCUGACGGUCGCCAUGGCGGCACUCGCGGGGCACCCGGCAUUGUCCAAGACCUUCAUGGAUGGGCUCGGUUCGAGUGGGACGGCAACAAUGGCACGCUCUGCAGCCGACUGACCGAGUUCCGGGGGGAGCAGAAACAGGCUGCAACGGGCUGCGCCGGCAAGGACAAGAGGCUGCAGUUCCAGAAGCAGGGGCUGGCGGAUGCGACCAAGGCGCACGACGACCUCAUGAUCGACAUCGAAGCGUACAUCGACCGAUACACGAAGGACAAGAGGUGCUGACGGUCGCCAUGGCGGCAC